Molecule: messenger RNA, 1062 nt
Organism: Colletotrichum fioriniae
Lineage: Eukaryota; Fungi; Ascomycota; Sordariomycetes; Glomerellales; Glomerellaceae
Source: RefSeq, a predicted model, not a curated record
AUGGCCUCUGUUUCGUUUAAGAGCGUCGCGGCUCUGGCCCUCGCCCUCUCGCAACCGGCUCUCGCCGCCGUGUUCCCGACAAACAUCUUCAAUCGUUCCGAGAUCGAGGCCAUGUCUCUGGAGAAGCGCGGCUCCAUGUACCCCUAUCAGCUCUGGGACGCCGCAGAGGUCCCGUACAUCCUGCAAGGCCUCCCUCACGACCUUUCAGAGUCGAUCCGGUCCGCUAUGAGAGAGUGGGAGCAGUCGACUUGCAUCCGUUUCCUCCCCAAGACGAGCCAAGGUGCCUGGGCCAACUUCAAAAAGCUUGGACAUCUCAUCGGACUCACCCACGAGCACCAACGUCCCGACCGUGACCAAUACAUUCGCGUCCUUACAGACCGUGUCCAAAAGGACGAACUCGACCAGUUCACAAUCCACACGGGCGCCGACGUUUCCGUCCCCUUCGACUACAACUCCGUCAUGCUCUACGACACCAAGGCCUUUGCCAAGACCAACAAACUGACGCCCAUCUCCGGCUCGGCAAGCUUGAAGCACACAAUGGAAACCAUCACGGACAAGAAGAUCGACCCUUGGGCCUCCCCGACCGCCAACGACUUCAAGGCCGUAAAUAACGCCUACGCCUGUGAGGAGUACUACACCCGCGUGAUCCCACAGUGCCUCGCCGGCAGCAUCCCGUCCAACGGCGACUUCUCCUCCUACUCCUUCAUCCUCGACAAACACACCGAGGCCUACAUGGCCGCCAACGGCUACACCCACGUCGCGGCGCACCAGAACUGCCGUGCCAACAUGGUCGGCCAGGAUACCGACAACUGGGGCUUCACGCCGCUCAACGGCUGGGGACCCCGCGCGCAGUACAAGAUCACGACGAACCGCUGCAAGAAGGACCACGACCGCCACGCCAGCCGGUACGAGGUCGCUCUGUGUAAGGGAGACAAUGAGGGUGCCUGUGAUAUCAAGUGCGGUCUUCGCCGCGUCUGCCCCUUUGAUGCGAGUGGCAAGCAGGUCGAUAGCAAGGCUAUUGAUGUGGUUGACAACAACCUCUGGAUCUGCCACCCUCACUAA